This is a messenger RNA of Aethina tumida (small hive beetle), 768 nucleotides long. RefSeq names its product cilia- and flagella-associated protein 161-like. The transcript has a single exon. The record is from RefSeq and is a predicted model, not a curated record. Gene Ontology annotation, biological process: cilium assembly. Gene Ontology annotation, cellular component: motile cilium. Bases 1 to 768 code for a protein of 255 amino acids. NCBI's taxonomy places the organism in Eukaryota, Metazoa, Arthropoda, Insecta, Coleoptera, Nitidulidae.
AUGUACAGUUUACCUGUCCGCUUGGGUGAAUGGUAUGAGACCACAGUAGACCGCAACUAUCACAUCAACAAACUGAUGUACGAGAGGUCCUUGGGCCUGUUGACCAGCCAAAGGCUGGAGGAGACUUGGAAGAAUUUAUACAAACCCGUGGCGAAGUUCGACGAAAAGGAGAACGUGGUUUACGGCACACCUUACCAGUUCAUCAACCGCGACUUCGAAAAAGACACCCUGCGCAAGAAGGACCCCCGUGACUUGUGCCUUGCUGGUACGAUGGACGAUGUUGAGGUGGACAAGUACCACACCCUCGAGGCAGGUUGUAAGUUAACGGCUAUCUACACGCUGGAGUCAAUUUUGAGGAACACCUUUUGUUUAGAAAGUGCUCACCCUUGCUUCUCUAUCAAGGGUAACGUCAUUUAUGAUGAAUCUGUUUAUAUAAAAACGGUGGCGACCAGAGUGCCACUCUACUUGACGUUCAUGAGAAACUUGGAAACUUUCGAAAGACACCCGCCGAUUACUUUGACUGCGACCAGAAACUCGUACAGCAAAUUUAAAAUAUCCUUUUGGAAGCCUGAUAUAAGGUAUACACGGUUCAGGACGAUUGAAAUGAAUUCGAGAAUUAUAUUUAAACAUUCGGCCACUGGUAGGAAUCUGGUGGUGACACGUUCUCCUAUACCCACAGUGUUUGGAAAUGAGUACGAGGUCACGUGUGCCACCCUCAGGGAUUCCCACAAAAUGGAGACAUCGGAGAACUUUUGGGAAAUAGUCUAG